This is a messenger RNA of Stegodyphus dumicola, 3744 nucleotides long. RefSeq names its product tetratricopeptide repeat domain 7 (gene Ttc7). Lineage: Eukaryota; Metazoa; Arthropoda; Arachnida; Araneae; Eresidae. Gene Ontology annotation, molecular function: protein binding. Gene Ontology annotation, biological process: phosphatidylinositol phosphate biosynthetic process; protein localization to plasma membrane. Gene Ontology annotation, cellular component: plasma membrane. The record is from RefSeq and is a predicted model, not a curated record.
UGUAAAGGAAGUAGGAAAAAUCAACAUCAAAACUGAUGUAUGCUCUAAAUGUGUGACUCGAUGUUUUUAUUUUGAAAUCAUGACUUCGAAACCUAAAGCCUCAAGUCGGAUCGAAUAUGAAAUUUCAAGGAGCAGAGAUGAAUCUAAUUGGAAAAAAGUGGCGGAACUUGCCGAACAAUUAAACCAAAGAAGUUCAGGAUUUGAUGUGCUAGUAAAUUUUCUUAUUGGAGAAUGCAAAUUGGAACAAUUUCUUGAAGAAAGCCCCCCUAUUGAAAGUAACAUCUCAAAAGCAAAAACUGGAUUGACUGAAGCAAAGAGAUAUUUGCAGACAUGUAUUAGUGAACAAGGUGCUAAGCUAGGUGUUAUGCGAGAUGCUCAUUUACUUCUUGCAAAGCUGUUAUAUGCGCAAGGGCUGUAUGAAGAUGCGCUUUCUCACUUGAAUAAAGGUGGGUUGGAUAGUCUGACUGAGAAGCAGCUGAGCAAUCGCAUUAUGAAAGUAGUUGCAGAGUCUUUUGCUUUAAAAGGCUUAUGUUUAGAAAAAGUACCUCCUACUUCAACUAGCAAGUAUAAGACUGCAGAAAGGGAAGAGCAAAUCCUCCAGUGCCUAGUUAAGUCUGGAGAUUUAACUUUAAGGUAUUUGCAAGAAAUGGAGCGUACACAAGGAAACACAGGGGGUACUGUUCCUCAGCUUAUGUCUGGAACAAAUCCUCCUACUUCUGGAUCACCUCUGCCUCCAAAUACAGAGUAUCGCAUUGGACCUAUUCUGGAAACUGCUUUACAAAGAGCCCCAAUUCUGUACAUUAAAAAUGGGAAGCUUAGAAAUGCUAUCGAUCAGUACAGAAAAGUUUUAAGUGCCAUUGAAACCAGUUCAACACAGUCUUUACGUCAGACAAUGUCUCGUCAGUUGGCUGAAGUUCUCAUACGGGGAGUUUCAGAAAAGAAUUAUGUUGAUUAUGCUCUGAGACAAGAAGGAAAAAAUCCUGAAAGCCCCUGGAAACCUAAGAAAUACAUGGGUGUAAAUUUAUUUGCCCCCAAAGAUGAAAAUGAAGAAAUUUUACUGCUGCUGUUUAUCAGUGAAGCUAUGGCUGUUAGAAAUGCAGUUUUGGAUUUAUCACCAGAAUUCCGAGAAGCAAGAAUACACUCAUAUAAUAAUGUAACUGCAGUCUAUGAUUUGCUGACUAUAUGCCUUUGUAGGAGAUCUCAGUUUAAUAUUUUAGUAGAAUCUUUUGAACGUGCCAUGAAGUUUGCAUUUGAUGAACAGCAUGUGUGGACCCAAUUUGCUUUGUCAUUAAUAUCAUCUGGUAAAUACAACAGAGCCUACUUAGUGCUUCAUGAAGUUGCAAGAUUACAGCCCAAUAAUUCAUUGCCAUGUGUAUUGGCCGCUAGAUUGUGUUUUGAAAAUUUAGACCUUCCAGAUAAAGGCUUAAAAAUGGCAGAAAAAGCUUUAGAAAGGGAAACUGCUCAUCCACAGAAUUUAUUGGCUCGGUGUCAUGUUGCAGUUGGCUUAGGUCAUGAACUGAUGUCCAACAUUUUCAGAACUCAGGUAGCACAACGAGAUCUGCGAAAGAAAGCAUUCGAAUCAUUUUCCAAGGCUGCUAGCAUUGAUCCAAAUGACCAUCUACCUGAAUUUUUCUUAGCUCUACAUUAUGCUCAGGCUAGGCAGUUAUCUGAAGCUGUUUUACAUGCAAAAAUGGCUCUACAUCUUAGAGCUGAGCAUAUACAUUCAUUGCACCUUCUAGUACUACUUUUAUCUGCUCAGAAACAGUAUUCUGAAGCUUUGCAGUUGAUUGAAGCUGCAUUAGAGGAGUAUCCAGAUAAUUUUAAUUUAUUAUGUACAAAAGCUCAUUUGGAAGAACACUGUAUUGGACCAGAAGUUGCUUUGCUUACAAGUAAGCAAAUGUUACAGUUGUGGAAAAUUGUAUAUGAAAGCAAGUCUACAGCUGAUAUUGCAUCUAAUGGUCUGACACGAGUUGCAAGUGACAGCAGAAGUAUAUUCCAGAUUUACUCAUCUGAAUUUUCAGAUGUAGACUCAGGCUCUCCAGCUGGAAAUACUUGUACUGCGGCGGCAAGAGUGGAGCAAGCUUUGUCUGAAGUUGCAUCUUCAAUUAGUGGUUUUCAGCCAAAGCCAGGUCCUCAGUAUGUCUGGUUAUUACAGCUGCAUAUUUGGUUGCUAAUAGUAGAUUUGUAUCUUCGACUUGGUCAACUGAAAGAAGCUGAAGCAUCAAUUAAUGAAGCAAAUGCAUUGUUUCCUUUAUCUCAUCAGCUUAUGGUUAUGAAAGGACGAAUUCAUGAGUGUAGACAAGAAUACAAUGAAGCAAAGCUAUGUUUCCAGAAUGCUGUUUCUGUCAAUCCAUUUCAUGUUAAAGCUCUUCAACAUUUGAGCAUGGUUCAUCAUACUUUGGGAAACAGUAGGCUGGCUGAAAAACUUCUCAGAGAUGCUGUAACUAUUGAUCCUAUGUCUCACCAAUCAUGGUUCAACAUGGGUAAGAUUCUACAAGAUAUGGGUGAUUAUGUAACUUCCAGUGAAUGUAUUUCUACUGCAAUUGAACUAGAAGCCACUUGUCCUAUUUUACCAUUUAGUAACAUUCCACGGACAUUUGAAUAGGAACUUUUGAAUUGUAACUAAAUUGUGAAUUUAUGAGCUCUGUUAAUUAUUGUAGACUAACUUUAAUAUCUUCAACCUGUUAAAAGUGAAGAUGUUGAAACAAUUAAUUUUCCUUUUAAAGUAGCAAUUUAAUUGCAGUUGCUGAGAUAUCUUUUCCCAGUGGGAAAAUAUGAAUUUGAUCUCAAUAUCUGUAUAAAUUGUAAGCUGUAACAUUUUAUAUAGUUAAAGAUUAAUUGAAAUGUAAAUCAUAAUUUUUACUUAAUUAUAUUAUUAAUUUGAAAUGUAAGUUAACAUUGGUAAUGUUCAAUAUGUAAGAAAUUAUUAUUUAAAUAUGUUGGUCAUUCAAUGGUUUUAUAUAAUUUUAGUAUGUAUAUUUAGUAAUAUUUUUACUGCAUUCCUGAUCUAGUGUGUGCAUAUAUAAAUGUCCUUUAAAAUAUAAGUAUAGUAUAUUUAUAUAAUGAGUACCUUUUUAUGGGAAUAGUGUACAAAACUUUUUCAUGUUAUGUCCAAUAUAUAUUUUUAAAGGCCAGAGUUCAUUAUUUAAUUGAAUACACAAAUGCAGUUCAGGUUUUGAAAAAUUUCAAUUAAAAGUAUGAUCUCAUCAUUUUCCCCCUUGCAUAAGUGUUUUUAUUAAAUAUUUUAUUCUUCUUCCUAAGAAAGAAUCUUUAUAAGAAAUAUUGCUCAUCUUUGUAUAGUGUAUAUUUACUGUAAACUGUUGCUGAAAUCAAUGGAUUACCAAAAUGUAUUUGUGAAAUCAAAGAGUAAGUGUUUUUUAUUUUACUGUCAUUUGUUGAUGAGUAAAAAAUACUAUCACACUAGAAUGUGUGAAAAAAAUUGAUAAAAAUAAAGGUCCUAUCCAUAAAGAGCAAAAAAUUUGGUCUCUUCUAAGCCAUAAAUUUAUAUUCCCCAUAAAGUUAACUUGAGACUUCCAUCCAUGUAAAGUGUGAUUCCGUUUAGAUGUUUUGCAGUGGAAUUGUGUUAAACAAAAUUACUUAAGAUUUGAUGGAGCUUAUUUUAUUUUCUGAGAUUAUACUGAUGUAAAAAUUUAAUGUUUUCCUUCAUGUUAAGUAUUUGUAUAGAUUUAUGUGUAUAUAGAGAAAUGUUGUUUAAUAAAUCAGAUAUUUUACUGUUUUGGAAAA